AUGGAGGCUCUGCAGGAUUAUAGCGCGCAGCUGCUGUGGCCCGUCAUAACUUUCUGGACCAACAUCGUGGCUACCUACUCAGCGUCGCAGAUUGAAUUCGUGGGCACUCUGCUUGUUCAGCUCAUUUUUUUCUGGUUCCCAUCACUUGCCUAUUUGUCUUUGGAUGCUGUCGCACCGGCCUUCAGUCAGAGGCACAAGAUCCAACCAGCGCCCAGGCAGCCCAGUCGCCGCGAUAUCAUCCACUGUUUCUCGGUUGUUCUCCAGAACCAGGUUCUUUCUUCGGUCCUGCACCUUGGCCUCAUCAACAUUACCUCACGCCUGGGUGGGCAGUCCGCCUAUCGAAUUGAGAAGUCACUCCCUACCGCACUGGAAUUCGCUAGGGACUUUGUCCUCAGUUUGCUCAUGCGCGAAGUGAUGUUCUACUAUAGCCAUCGGGUCUUGCACGAGAAACCCCUCUACAAGCUGAUCCACAAAAAGCAUCAUCGCUUCACGGCACCGGUGGCCUUGGCUGCGCAAUACGCACACCCGGUUGAGCAGAUCUUCGCGAAUGUACUUCCGAUCUCAUUGCCUCCGCAGUUGCUGGAUAGCCAUGUCUUGACAUUUUGGUGUUUCCUUGCUUUCGAGCUCUUUGAGACGAGUACUGUUCAUUCGGGUUACGACUUUUUCCACAGAAAGGCGGCGAUGCAUGAUCUUCAUCAUGCGAAGUUCAAUUUGAACUAUGGUUCGUUGGGGUUGCUCGAUUGGUUCCACCAGACCGAUCGUCUGGGGAAGCAGCAUUCGGAGUAA
Penicillium argentinense is the source of this 786-nucleotide messenger RNA. Its product is annotated as sterol desaturase family protein. The transcript has a single exon. Lineage: Eukaryota; Fungi; Ascomycota; Eurotiomycetes; Eurotiales; Aspergillaceae. The record is from RefSeq and is a predicted model, not a curated record. The coding region runs from base 1 to 786 and encodes 261 amino acids. Gene Ontology annotation, molecular function: C-4 methylsterol oxidase activity; iron ion binding. Gene Ontology annotation, biological process: ergosterol biosynthetic process.